This is a messenger RNA of Purpureocillium lilacinum, 2520 nucleotides long. RefSeq names its product mitochondrial escape protein 2. The record is from RefSeq and is a predicted model, not a curated record. Gene Ontology annotation, cellular component: mitochondrial inner membrane. Gene Ontology annotation, molecular function: RNA binding. Lineage: Eukaryota; Fungi; Ascomycota; Sordariomycetes; Hypocreales; Ophiocordycipitaceae.
AUGCUCCGUCGCCCAGGUGUUCUCGCGACGGCGACCUUUCCUCGGCUUCGUGUGAACCAUGGCUUCGAUGUCGGCGCCGCAGGUCGCGCGUGGGAGAGCACCACGACGAAGACCGCUGAAACGACGACAGAGGAGAAAGAGACGGGUCAUUUCUCGGUGAAGCAUAAUGAGUCGCUCCUCUUCUUCGACAACCUCUUCCCGAUCAAGCUGAGCGCCUUGCUCAGGAUGCCCGCCGAGCCUGACCGCGACCUGGCCGGCCUCCUCCGGCGGUUUGAGAGCUCGUCCCUCGGCAUCAUGGACCCCAUCCGCCUCGUCAAGUCGGCCAUCCCCGCCGACAUGUCACUCAAAGUUACAGAAAUCAUGCCCAGACUCAAGGACGGCGGCGCCUUUGUCAAGGUGCAGCACGACCCUAGCAUCAGUGCCUCGGAGAUUGAAAGUACGCUUUUGCAGAAACUCACCGAGCAUCCGCUCAAACCUUGGUUCAGCCCCUUUCGCGGAAUCAAGGCUCGCCUCGUGAGGGGCAGUCCCUGGCUCGAGGACCUCUACAGGUUUCCGUCGUCACUAGUCAAAGUCGAAUUUGUUCCAAGAGAACCGGGUCAGAACCCAGCAGAGCUAUCUGAAGAGAUCUUGUACAGCCUCUUCCGACGAUACGGCAAAAUUGCCGACAUCAUCCCUCAGGCCUGGGACUCCAAAGAGACGCCGCGGUAUGCGACCAUUGGCUUUCCCAGGAUACGAGACGCCAUCAUGGCACGCAACUGCCUCCACGGCUUCGUCGUGACGGACGGCAUGGGGGGAGGCAAGGACGGCACGGUCCUGCGCCUCUCGUACGUGAAACGCGUCAAGGCGCACAGCAUCUGGAAUUGGCUCACCAGUCACCCACGUAUCGUGAUCCCCAUCGUCGCGGCUCUCCUUGCGGGCAUCUCGGUCAUGAUAUUUGACCCCAUCCGCAAGUUCUUUGUCAAGCUUCACGUUCAGCAUUCCCUCCGCUUCACCGAAUCCCGCGUCUACAAGUGGUUCAAGUCUCAGACAGGGAGCUUCAGCUUCAGCGGCAAGAACAAGGAGCGUAUGGAGGGGUUGAGUACCGUUUGGAACCAUAGACGUGAUGUCAUCGAGCAGCUGCAAGGCUGGCUUGAUGGAAGCUCGGACACUUUCAUCGUUGUCACCGGUCCAAGGGGUUCCGGCAAGGUCGAGAUGGUCAUGGACCAGUCGCUUUCUGGACGCAAAAACGUGCUCAUGAUCGAUUGCCGGCCCAUUGUGGACGCAAGCGGCGAGGCCGGGACGCUGAGGCGACUUGCCAGUGCCGUGGGAUAUCGGCCGAUUUUCUCGUGGGCCAACAGCUUGAGCAGCAUGGUCGAUCUUGCCGUUCAAAGCACGACGGGCGUCAAGGCAGGAUUCUCCGAAACGCUCGAGUCACAGGUCAACAGCAUCCUGCACACGACAGCGGCGGCGCUCAAGGAGGUGGCGCUUUCUGGGCGAACGAAGAAGGACAAGGAUGCUGCGCUAUCUGAAGACGCCUUCCUCGAGGCGCACCCGGAGCGGCGACCUGUCAUCGUCAUCGACAAUUUCCUACACAAGAAUGACGACAAAGCCUUCGUCUACGACAAGAUCGCGGAGUGGGCGGCUACCAUUGUGCAAAACAAUGUCGCCCACGUCGUGUUUCUCACGAGCGAUUCGGCAUAUUCGAAGCCGUUGUCCAAGGCCAUGCCGGACAGAGUCUUCCGCACGAUCUCUCUUGGCGACCUCGACCACAACGUGGCCAAGAACUUUGUCCUCAGCCGCUUGGAGGAGGAGCAGCGGCUGGAGGAUGAAGCAAAGGAAGGCGAAGAAAAGAAGCCACGGGCCCAACGCAAUCUCAAUGGGCUGGACGAGUGCAUCGAGACCCUUGGAGGUCGCUUGACAGAUCUCGAGUUCCUCUCACGGCGCAUCAAAGCCGGACAGAGCCCGCGUCAGGCCGUCGAUGAGAUCGUGGGCGAGAGUGCUACGGACAUCGUCAAGAUGUACCUCCUACCCAAGACGGGCGAAGAGAAGAAGUACUCUAUGCAGCAGGCUUGGCAUGUCGUCAAGUCUCUCGCCGAGGCCCCGUCAUUGAGGUACAACCAAGUCCUCCUGUCCCCGGCGUUUGCAUCCUCAACAACCCCGUCGGCUGCCGACGGGGAGGCCGCGCUCGAGGCCCUGGCCAGCUCGGAGCUCAUCUCGCUGAAGUCCCAUCAGGGGCGGCCUCAACUCGUCCGUGCGGGUAAGCCCCUCCACCAGGCCGCCUUCGCCGUGCUUGUGCGCGACCGCGUGCUCAAGGCCAAGAUGGACCUGGCCGCCAUGACGGAGAUGUCCAAGGUCGAGGCGAAGAGCAUAGCGUCGGUCGAGCAGGAGCUCACGAUGCUGGGCGCGCUUCCGCGACAGACCAACGAGACGGCGGGCAGGGUCACGUACCUGCUGGGCAAGCUCGACGCGUCGCAGAGGAAGAUUGCGGAGCUGGACCGGGAGAUGGGAGCUCUGAAGAAGGUGCUCAACGAGGAGUUUUAG